This is a messenger RNA of Lodderomyces theae, 2850 nucleotides long. RefSeq lists its product as uncharacterized. The coding region runs from base 1 to 2850 and encodes 949 amino acids. The transcript has a single exon. Gene Ontology annotation, biological process: tubulin complex assembly; microtubule cytoskeleton organization; post-chaperonin tubulin folding pathway. Gene Ontology annotation, molecular function: GTPase activator activity; beta-tubulin binding. Lineage: Eukaryota; Fungi; Ascomycota; Pichiomycetes; Serinales; Debaryomycetaceae. The record is from RefSeq and is a predicted model, not a curated record.
AUGGACAGCUUGAAUGAUCAAGUUAUCAAGAAAAGUCCACAACUACAGGAUGAGAUAAAGCGAUUGAUUAUAGAGCUCAAAAAUGCCAUGACCUUGUCGGAAAGUGAUAAACGUCUCCUUUAUCAGACAACUUCAGCCAGAUUGGUUACAAUUAUCAACGAGUUCGAGCUUCAACCUAAGCUACUUGAGAAACAGCUUGGAUCUUACAUAAAUGACUUGUGCGCUUUGUUUCUAGAGGAUGACCUUGCGGGUGACGCUAUUGGCAAUGUCAUUUACACAUUUGCAAAAGUGUGCACAUUCAAGACUGUAGCGUUGUUUUUCUCAAGUGACGUUUAUCUUUUUGACCGUUUAAUUGAAAAGUGCAAUGAUUCAAAUGAGGCAGUUAGAUUUGUCAGCUUACUCUGGCUCUCCAAUUUGGUUCUAGUUCCGUUCCCAAUAGAGACCAUUGGGAACGAUAUCCGCAAACGGUUGGUGGAUGGGGCCCAAAUAUCAUUGACCACGUUUACCAAUAUUUCGAGAACUCAGGUUGCGGCCCUGAUAUUGUACUCAAGAUUGCUUUCCAGACCAGACUGCAAGCACUUGCUCGAUUCUUAUUUUGAAAGAGUGGUAACCACUUGGCCUAGAGCCAACUCGAGCCAAAAGUUGGGUACUUUGAUGAUUGUGAACAAACUUUUGAAACGUGUUGAGCUACUGCAGGAGCAAACCAAAGGAGUGUAUUCUUGCAUAAUUGGUGAUAUUUUAGUGUCCCAGAUUUCCAAUCUGAGUUUGAUUUACUCAAUAAAAGUGUUAUGCAAAAUAGCAGUCAAUUAUAUCAAGCAUGGACUCUUUGAAAACGUGGCUGAGGUGAUUAACAAUUUGAUAAAUGACAUACUACUAAGUGAUGUAACAUUUGAGACAAACCUUCGAUAUGCAAUGGCAAAGGCUAUGGCAGCCAUCGUUGCUCAAUUGUCUUUUGCUGCCACUAAUUACCAAAGCCAGCUAGUCCAGUUCAUUGUUGAUCUUAUAAAUACCGAUGAAACAAAUGUACCCAAGAUACACACAACUUUGUUGACUUUGGGGUACGUAUCAUUGUCCAAAAACUUGCCAAUGCCAUACCAAACAAGCUGCAUCCAACUAGCAUCAAGGUUUUUAUUCUUCAGAAUUCCCAAAGGUACAGUCAGCAUUGGAAAUCAGGUCCGAGACUCAGCUUGCUUUCUAAUAUGGUCGAUAGUUCGCAACUUGAAGCAUUCCUCGCCCUUGAUUUCUACAGUACUUGUCAACCUACUUCAAAUGUUGGUUUUUGAUGAAUUGCUAUUGAAGAGAUGCAGUGUUGCAGUGAUUCAGGAAAUUUUGGGUAGGUUAGGCAGUGAACUAGUCAAUACUGCUAACCAAGGCGAGUUUAUUGUCAAUUUUGUUUCAAAGUUGGGCCUUAUACGAUUGAACCAGAACAUUUGCUACGAUUUCAUUGAGUCAUUCUACUAUGACAUCGAUCUAAGCUUUCUUGUAGCGCCAUUAGUUGAUGUGAUCUGCGAACAAGAUGGAAAUGGGGUUUAUUUGAACAAGUUGCUUCAGCAGCCAGAGGCGAUGGAAUUAGUCCCCAAAAGUGUGAUUGAUUUCAAUGACAUUGUUUGCCGUCUCAAAGGAGCAAAUAAGUGGCAUGUUCUAUUCCAAUUGGAUGCAUUCGAAGAAGGGUAUCAACAGUUUGAUGAUUUUGUUUUUGAUGAAUCAAAACUAGACAUGAUCAAAGGAUACUUCUAUUCACUCAGGUAUAAACAGUUGACUGAAUCUGAUUGGCACAAUGUACUAAAUAUUCUGCGACAUGCUAAUCUUUUUGAAGAGUUGAAACAGGUUAUACUGAAUCAAGAUGGAAUACCUAUUCAAGAGAUAUUGCACUAUCUACCACACGAUCUCAACCUUUCACGUACCAUUUUCAAUUCUCGAAAUAUCGACGUCAGUCAGUACGAGCUGUUAUUGUCCUUGAUGAAGGACCCCCAUGUGAAUUAUGCAAUUCGUGCUAACCUAAUUGACAAUCUCGCUGCAAAUGUACCACCGUGUUUCAAGGUUCAAGAUAUUUACAGCUUAUUUGAUGAUUAUACAACCACUGAUCAAGGUGAUGUCGGAUCAAAGGUGAGAAUAGCGACGAUAAAUUUGGUCGUGAAAAAUAACCUUAUUGAUGGCACUGUCAAGCUAAAAUUGAUACGAUUGAGUGGCGAGUUGAUGGACAGGAUUAGGUAUUUGUCUUUCAAGGCGUUGACUGGGGAACUGUUCAGUUGGCGACGUUUUUUCCUCUACAAGCUCGAGUUGAAGGAGCAUCAGUGCAAGGUUGAAUUCUGGAAAGGAGUCGCUUUCACAACUGGGUCAGUUAUUGGAAACACCAAAAUCAUUAACGAGUCUUUUCGGGAAAUGUUGAGGUAUGGUCCAAACGACACGGAUUUUGAUAUAUGGCUCGCUUUUCUCAAACGACCUGAAAAAGGUGACAAGCGACAAGCAAAACUUGUAUCACUGGUUUUACAAUUGAUCCUCAAAUUGCUUGAUGCUAAUUAUCACUUUGAAUGUCCAGUGAAUUACCACAGUCUUUUUGUUAAAUGCUACAACUUGCAUAUCAAUACCAAAAAUUCAACCAGAGUUUCAGCCAUUUUGCAAAUUUUUCUCCAUAUAUCUCAACGAUGUCCACAAUUACGAUCGAGAAUUUAUGGCCGAUUUUUAUGGAUUUUGACAAAUCAUCCGUCGCAAGAACUUAAAGCGUUUGUUGGAGAGCAUAUACUUUUUGAACUAGUUGAUGGUAAAGAUUUGCUUUCCCGUUAUGAGUUACUUGACUGGUUUGAUAUUACUCAGUCAGAUUUAUUGUUUAUAAAGAGUGUACUAGAAUAG